Messenger RNA from Brassicogethes aeneus, 1311 nucleotides. NCBI's taxonomy places the organism in Eukaryota, Metazoa, Arthropoda, Insecta, Coleoptera, Nitidulidae. The record is from the annotation of a GenBank genome assembly.
AUGAAUAGAAAACAACCCAGAUUCCCUUAUUUAAAAACCAAUACGAAAUUUAAGCAAUUUGGUGUGCAAUGUGAAAUCAAUAAAAGCAACCCUGAUAUUUCAGAAGCGGAUAUAUUUUUAAACGAUGAAAUUAGGGAGAUUUACAUGAAAGCUGUACGAUUUAUAAAUAAAGUCCACACGCAUAUGAAUAAUGUGUUGAAUCAAAAAUGUAUACAGGGAGGUGAAGAUAAGGAUGUUUUAUUUAGAAUGCCAGAAAUACAAAAUUAUUUGCCUCUCUAUAAGUUUUUUUUGGAUAACUUGAAAGAAGAUUCAAAAAUACAAGAAAAUAAUGACAAAUGCUUCAAAGAUCUCGUGGAAAAGUUAUCCAACACAAGUAUCAUAGAGUUUGUUCCUGAGAUUAAACAGUUGAAAGAGUAUAAGGAAUUGGAGAAAAAAUUAAGCACACAUUCAAAGAAUGUCCAGACAGACUUCAUAAUGAAAUUUUCCAAUGAAAGUGAUAAGGAAGAGCAAGAUGACUGCGAAGUAGAAGAGGCAUCCUUACCAUCAACCUCAAAUUUGGACGUUAAUAAGGAAGACCUGGAAAAUUGUUUUAUUAACAUUCCAGAAAAGUUGAAAGAGCUUGACGAAGCUAAUUCCGAGAAUCGGUCUAUGAUGGCUGACUUGAUAAAGGAGCAAGUCAGGGAGCAAUUUGAAGAUCUAAUUUUGAAGUCUAAGAAAAAUGUGCAGAUGGAUACAGAAAAAACUUUAUCGAGGAUUAUAAUUAGCCAAGUAAAUAUACCUGGGAAGACUAGUACGCAGUUUAGUUGCUUGAAACAGUCGGGACCUGUACAUUUUAAGAAUACAUUUAAUAACGUCGAUGUGGAUAUUUUGGAUGAUAACAACAGUAUUAUUUUGGAUGAUGAAGAGUUUGAAAGAUUGAAAGAAAAAUCUUUGAAAGAACAGAAAAAGGUGUACAGAAAAGUUGAACCUGUAAUACGCAAACCGAUCUUUAACUGUCCCCUGAAACUGAACCAAAAGGACAUGCCUAUGGUGAACAAAGACAUCCUUUCCGCUAUCGGGAUUUUUAAUGACCAAGGAGAAAUCCGGCCUGAUAUAAUGGAAAUGAUGGAGAAGGGAAAGGAGAAGAAUCUGAACAACAUGAGGAAUAAAAUAUUUAGGGAGAAAAGAAAGUGUAACCCCGCACAGGAAAUUUUUUCAACGGCCUUAAUGAGUACCAGCGCAUUAUCGUUAAAUUCUGAUUCUUCGGAUAUUAAGUCUGAUUCUGAGCUGGAAAUGAUGGAAAAUGAGAUCAAUAGGAGAAUAUUGAAAUAA